CCAAAAUCCUGUCAGCUUGUGUCAUCUAACAGGGCCGAGCUUCGUAAAGAUAACAAGCUCAAAGGUUUACAUUGGUGGGACUACCUCCUUGGAAAAAGAGUUGGGCAUCCCUAAUUUCCAAGGCUGCAUAAAGAAUGUCCAUGUAGAAGGCACCAACAUUCUUGCAAAGCCUCAAAGCCCCAAUAUGCACAUUGUUGGGAAGCCCGCCAAAGGUUGCACAGCACAGGGGAAACCAAUUGGAUUUCCAGAUCCUUAUGGCUAUGUGCGUGUGCUUCGGCUUGACAACAGUAGUAAAGUGGUCACAGGAAAACUGAGGAUUCACCUUUCCUUCAGGACCUAUAGCGAGUUUGGAACUUUGAUUUACAUUUCUGCGAGCAACAUGGAUAUUGUGCUUACACAUCGAAGAGGAAAACUUUUUAUAUCUACCAUAUUUGGCAGGCAUUACAUUAUAGAACGCAUUGGGAAGGGACUUGCUGAUGGUAAAUGGCACAACGUGACUGUGCAAGUGUCAAGAAGAGGCUUUUCCCUAGCUGUUGAUCGGAUCAAACCUGUACAAGUUAGCUUCUGGGUGCAGAUAGCAGAGUUCCGGUGGUUUACUGCCAUUUACUUAGGAUUUGCAUGGCAUUUGCAACCUGGAUUUGUAGGAUGCAUGAAGAAUGUUAAGAUAAGAGGUGUGAAGAUCAGGGAUCAAUCUGUUAUCAGAUAUCGUGGCCCAAAGUUUGGUGUUUGUCCAUUAGAAAACUACUGUUUCCCUAAUCCAUGUCUGAAUGGUGGAGUGUGCCAUAUCUGGUAUAAUAAGUACACAUGUGAUUGCUACAAAACCUUUUAUACUGGGAGCACAUGUGAAAUGCCACUACUUCUCAAAGCUACAUGCGAAGGAUACAAUCUAUCCAACAAAUCCAGCUGCUUUAUUGAUGUUGAUGGCAAAGGGGCUCAAGCGCCUUUCCAUGUUCUUUGCUACAAGUCACUCUCAGGGAAGAUUGUAACAAGCAUAGCUCACAACAAAAACACCACACAGCAGGUUUCUGAUACUGAAAAAACUUUGGAUUUGUCACAAAAUGGUGUUCAUGAUGUGAACUACCUUCAUGAGAUCAAGUAUUCCACAGCCAUACAAGGCAUCACAGCAGUGAUAGAAAAAAGUGUGGAAUGCAGACAACUGAUUAUGUUAACAUCAUUGAAGAAGGGAGCUGGUGGUGUAACACUGAAGUGGAUUUCAAGAAGUGGUUCACUCCACUCAUGGGUUGAUGGGACUAUCAAAAACAUGGACCAGCCAGAAAGUCAGCAAACAAGCCAGACAGACUGUGACACAAUUAACAGCCUUGUAGGGGAUGAUAAUAUGCUUUGCAACUUUACAGGAUAUCUUACAGAUAAAAUGGUCCUACCAGUAAUGGGUUUGGUAUUUAGCUCUGAUGACUAUGGAGCCAACUUUCAGCUAGGCCCUCUCGAAUGUUUUGGUUCAAAUAGCAGUUUCCUCACAGACAAAGCUACCCAACCAUCAAAACAAGUUUGCAAGCCGUCAGAGGUCAGUGCACAGAACCCCAUGCAAGUAGUAGCCCCUCUCCAAGAGUCUAUGCAUAAUAACAGCCUUGAAGAACUGUACAAGAAAUAUAUCAAGUCGCUUGAUGCAAAAGAUACAUAUUUAAAAUCGAUUUCCACCAGUGCACACCCAUCCAGAGCAACAACAACUACAAAACCAUUACCCAAACAGUACCAACCGACGAGUGAUGAGACCCAUGCAGCUUCUCCCCUGGAGAGUACCAACCCUUGGUCUGGAAACCUGAUGUUUCUACUGGCUGUGACCCUGAUUUUCCUAGUGCUUCUGCUUUUGGUUGGGGUCAUGAUCUAUUACAUUAGACGGAAAGGCUGCUACCAUAUGUGCUUAUCAGAGCUGAACUGCAUUCAGCAGUGGAAAGAUGCCCACUGUGACGACAUCGCCCCACCUCAGGAAUCCGACCCUUGGAUGACCAUCAACGCUGGAGGCUACAAUGUUAAGACUGGCAAGAUUACAUACGGUGCUUUUGUAUGAGUGCAUCUGCAAAUUUAUGGUUCUGUUAUGUGCAGCCUGUUUGUGAUUUAUAUGCAGAAUGUUGUGUUUAUAGCCCCAAGCAGUAUGGGGUGCUUUGGGUUUUAGAGGGACUUCCCACUGAUUUAACAUAAGAAGUCGUAGUAAUGAACAUUGUUUGGAUAAAAAUAUAUAAGCUUAUAUUCCUUAUAUUUGUUUGAAUGUAUUGCAGUUUAUCAUUGAUAACGUGGGUGUGAUUAUAAUAAUACUUAAGAAUUAUACCAUGAUUUAUCAUUUGAUGAUUUUUUGGUAAUUGAACUUUAGAUUACUAUUGUAGUUAUUACGUUUACAUAGAAUCAAAUUUUUACUUCGAUCUUAAAAUAAUAAAAAAAGAUGCUAAUCAAGCGUUCAGCUUCAAGCUCUUCACAUCUUAAAAACAGCUGCAAUGACUUUGGACGAAGAAAAUCAACUCGCUUCUAGCAUGCGAAAAAUUCAGACAUGAACAUAAGCAGGGUCGAUUGUCAAAACCGGCCCAAAAUCCUGUCAGCUUGUGUCAUCUAACAGGGCCGAGCUUCGUAAAGAUAACAAGCUCAAAGGUUUACAUUGGUGGGACUACCUCCUUGGAAAAAGAGUUGGGCAUCCCUAAUUUCCAAGGCUGCAUAAAGAAUGUCCAUGUAGAAGGCACCAACAUUCUUGCAAAGCCUCAAAGCCCCAAUAUGCACAUUGUUGGGAAGCCCGCCAAAGGUUGCACAGCACAGGGGAAACCAAUUGGAUUUCCAGAUCCUUAUGGCUAUGUGCGUGUGCUUCGGCUUGACAACAGUAGUAAAGUGGUCACAGGAAAACUGAGGAUUCACCUUUCCUUCAGGACCUAUAGCGAGUUUGGAACUUUGAUUUACAUUUCUGCGAGCAACAUGGAUAUUGUGCUUACACAUCGAAGAGGAAAACUUUUUAUAUCUACCAUAUUUGGCAGGCAUUACAUUAUAGAACGCAUUGGGAAGGGACUUGCUGAUGGUAAUUGGCACAACGUGACUGUGCAAGUGUCAAGAAGAGGCUUUUCCCUAGCUGUUGAUCGGAUCAAACCUGUACAAGUUAGCUUCUGGGUGCAGAUAGCAGAGUUCCGGUGGUUUACUGCCAUUUACUUAGGAUUUGCAUGGCAUUUGCAACCUGGAUUUGUAGGAUGCAUGAAGAAUGUUAAGAUAAGAGGUGUGAAGAUCAGGGAUCAAUCUGUUAUCAGAUAUCGUGGCCCAAAGUUUGGUGUUUGUCCAUUAGAAAACUACUGUUUCCCUAAUCCAUGUCUGAAUGGUGGAGUGUGCCAUAUCUGGUAUAAUAAGUACACAUGUGAUUGCUACAAAACCUUUUAUACUGGGAGCACAUGUGAAAUGCCACUACUUCUCAAAGCUACAUGCGAAGGAUACAAUCUAUCCAACAAAUCCAGCUGCUUUAUUGAUGUUGAUGGCAAAGGGGCUCAAGCGCCUUUCCUUGUUCUUUGCUACAAGUCACUCUCAGGGAAGAUUGUAACAAGCAUAGCUCACAACAAAAACACCACACAGCAGGUUUCUGAUACUGAAAAAAACUUUGGAUUUGUCACAAAAUGGUGUUCAUGAUGUGAACUACCUUCAUAAGAUCAAGUAUUCCACAGCCAUACAAGGCAUCACAGCAGUGAUAGAAAAAAGUGUGGAAUGCAGACAACUGAUUAUGUUAACAUCAUUGAAGAAGGGAGCUGGUGGUGUAACACUGAAGUGGAUUUCAAGAAGUGGUUCACUCCACUCAUGGGUUGAUGGGACUAUCAAAAACAUGGACCAGCCAGAAAGUCAGCAAACAAGCCAGACAGACUGUGACACAAUGUACAGCCUUGUAGGGGAUGACAAUAUGCUUUGCAACUUUACAGGUAAAAAUAAAAAUAUUGCAUGUCACUAUUGGGUACGGCAUUUUAUAAUAACCAUCCUAUCACGGACAGGGGGGGAUAUUACAGAGUUUUUCUAUACAUUCACUGUAAUUUCAAGCCUACUUCAUCUAUGAUAUACAUCACACUAAACAUUCAGAGUGCUUGGCUGCACUUGACAGAUCUCCAAUGUAUGAUAAUAGAAUCCAACAACCAUCACACAAUUUCUUUAUAUGUGACUCCUGAUUGCUUUUAUCAUAAAAUAAGUUUACCCAUUAAAAUCAAUGGGUGUCUAUCAUUUAAAAUAAUAUAGCAUCACAAAUAGCUGACAAUAAUUUUUUCAUCAGUAGAAGGGGGAUUUUUUUUUUCAAAUUUCAGGUAAUACUGUACAGCCUAAAAAAUUUGGGUCCGGUUUGGGCUGCAAUUUGGGCUAUUCAGACAGCUUGCCAGCCUAAGUCAGAGCCUAAACGAAUUUAGGUUCGUUUUAGCCUUGCUUUUUUCAUAAGACAUGAGCCCAACUAGAGCCCAAAUAAAAUUAGGUUGUAAAUAUGGCUGUAGCAGAGGCUAAAAAACGGGCAAAAAUUCAGCCCAAGUAAAAUGAGGCUCUGAAUAGGGCUUCAAGGUACAAAGUAUCCGAGAGCCGUAAAUGCAGGGCAAAAUAGGGAAUCAGAUUUAUAAUACUUACAUGCUAAUCUAACCAGGGACACUUCCCGAUCUAACUUAAAGUUUACAACUUAACUAAUUUAAAAAGUAGCAUACAAAAAUUAGCGAACAUUGUUCCUACGAUAAAUCAGUCUAUCUCGAUUUUGUUCGAAAACUCGCACACAUAACACUGCGUGGCCGAAGAAGUAUUUUGUGGGAUAACCUCGAUAAACAAGCAAUUGUCACAAAUGUCACUUAUAUUAAAAACAACUAACUUGUCCAUUGCUCUCUUUACCGAAGUGAUGUGUGUUGAUGAGGGAUUAUAGCAAGGGCAUUCUAAUGGAGUUGCGAUCGCCAGAUAGUGAACGUUUCUUGCAGCACCAACGUUAACUUUUAUGAAGCAUUUCACUUGCGCGAAUGCGAUAGAGUUGCGCGUAGAAUACUUCACAGUAGAACAGUUCCGUCUCGACAUUCUCUUAUAAUCAAAACCAUAAAUAAACGCAGACUUCCGUUCGAUUCUAUUAAAUGCAAUAACAUUCAUGAAAGUAGGUGUUUGUUUUAGAUAAUUUUCAAGUGCUAAACGUUCAUGCUCAUUCAACUGUUUCCGAUAGAAAGCACCCAAAACAUAUGUAUGUUUCAAUAUUUCUUCCCUUCUUUGCGUUUCGUUUGGAUGCAUUAAUUUCCAAUACAAAGUGUCUUCAUCUGAACCAGGUGCUAGACAUUUCUCUCGCAACUCAGGUAGUUUUUGUGUAAACGAUACUGCUGUCAAGAUCUGGCUGUCAAUAAAUUGAGUUCCGUGUAUCAAUUUAAGUAUGAAUCCAUUCUUAUCUUCAAAUGAAAAGCAGCUGUGAGUAUAUAGAGGCCCGAGAACCCUUACAUUAUCCACCAAAUGUAAUAGUUGAUGUAAAUUAAGAGUCAUGUAUCGUUCUUCAUACAGUCUUGAAAAGUUUGAGCAGAAGCUUUGUAAAAGCUCUUCCGCGGUCUUUAGAUCAUUAGGCGAAAUACUUUCUUGUAAAAGUAAGAAAUUCGCACGGACGAAACAGAAAUAGUGCUGGAAGUAGUUUUCCGGUAAUAAACCAAACAGCACUGGUAGACCGUAAUAAAGCAGAAACGAGCGCAACUCGUUCGCUUUCCAGUGGUUUAGGUGCUCUGAAAUUGAUCUUGGUAGACGUUUAAGUUCGAGAGUCGGUGUAAUUAGUUGCAACCUGGAAUCGAUGACAUUGACGUACUUGCUCAGACUGAAUAUCUUCCUGGAGUUACUGCUAUCAAACCAUAACCUGAGGAGCACUUUCUGAACCCCCAACAGGACGCCAUGCAUAUAGUCUAUCGCUGUACCACGAAUAAUGUCGUGAUAUUUCAAAACAGAAAGCCAACUAAAACCUUUCACACCUUUAAUAGUUUUUGCUUUUCCAGAAAUAGAAUGUUGUAGAGCUUCAGCAGCAUGUUUUAUCGUAGACGUGACUGUUCUAAGUGGCCCCUUUGGAUCUGUUUCGUUGUAAGGAAAAAUCCAUACACUUCCACCUUUAUCAGUCCUGAAAGAUCUGCCAGGUUGUAAGCACUUCCAGCAGGAGUGUUGCCCGUUGUACUGUACAGAAUUGCAAACCAUGCUUCGAGCUGGCAAGUCACAGGAACUAGCUAAAAGGACCGCCUUACAUGUAAACUUUCCUUUAGAAGGAGAUUCAAAUUCUAUUCCAUUUUCAAGCUCUUUGAGUGAUUCUAUAUGAGGUUUGAGAGAUGUCCACAUUGCAGGCUUUUUCUCACCGAACCAAAGACCCGCAAACAACAUAUUUUUUCGAGACAUUCGCUUAGAGUAUUGAAGUUCGUUUAUGACAAAGUACAGGGGCCAGAUAGAUACCUUCGAAGAUUUGAAUACCGGGACACCAUCUGUGUUCAUCAAGAAUGAAAUGUUGUCUUUGGAGCUUAAAAUCCCGUGUUGACACAAUUCAUGGUACAAGUUUCCGUCAUAAAUAUCUUCAAUGUUUUCGUUAUUUCUUUUAUUCCUUUUAAAUCUGUAUUGUAUAUCCUCAUAAAAUGAAGGUCUUGAAAAAAAUAGUUGUAGUUGUUGAAGAAUAGGUACUUCGAUGAAAUACGACAAUGCGUUUUUCUUUGUUAAAUCUUUGAGACAUCCGGCAUUUGGGCAAACAGUUUGUGUUUUCGGCUGUGAAAUGACAGACAAACAAAACGAGAAGAGAAUGAGAUAUAGGAAGCGCCAAUGAUAGGAGAGUCAAAAGAUUAGAUAUUGCUUCAGCCGGAAGAUUGUACUUAAUAGUAAACAGCGCCAUGAUCGUACCAAUUGUCACUCUUGACCCCGGAUACAAAGGUGCCGUUUCAUCCAUGGCAUUUCCUUGAUCGCAACCAUCUCUUGCUUCUUCUAUGACUUCAUUGUCAUCAACAAAGAAAUCAGGGGGAUCCUCAAAAGUACUGUUGUUUACUUGAUCAAAGCUAAAUGAUAAGUCAUCCGUAACGUUGGUGAAUUCAUUUUCAUCGGUUUCACAAUCAUCGCGUAGGUCAUCCUCCAUUUGCUCAACUAGUGUAAUUAGCUCUUCUUCCCAAAAACUAUCAUUUGUCGUAGUAGCACCGCUCUCCGUUGUCAUUUGCUGUAAAUCUAAAAGUUUGAUGCAAACUUCUGACAUUGUGUCCAUAAAAAAUGCGUCCCCGAGUGAGGAGGAGUUCACUCUUGGACGCUUUAACGCGCUAGUAGGACAAUCAGGGCAAUCAUCAUCAGAAAGGUGGGAGUCAGCAUCUCCAUCACUUGCGGUUUCUUCGACUAAAACAGAACAAUCAUCAGAGGCUCUUUCGAAACUUCGAGAGCUAUCUAAAAGGGGAACCACAACUUCACAAAAUUCCUUAUCGACCUGAUCCAUAGUAAAAUAAAACCAAUUAGAAACCAAAGAAACGCAACUUUGAAAGUAGUGCUGCUCUGUACACGGGUACUCGACUUGAAACGUGAGAGCUUUAUUAUUUUUAGAUCUUGUGUUGGUGUAUUUCAGUGAUUGGACAAAGAAAAACGUCACUGACUGAAGUGUGGUAUGACAAAUCGCAAAACCCUAUAUUGGCUAGCUUUUUUGCCGCUCUUUUUCAGAUGAGAUAUCAUAUUUCGGGCCUUUUCUUCAUAUUCUAAAUCUGUUGGGUAGCUACACUUACCGUUAUAGAAAGCAAAAAGUCUUCGGAUUUCCAAAAAUCUCUAAAAAUCUAUAAUAUCUGUUUUCAAAAGCAAGUAGUUGAAAGCGAGAUAUCCUUUUAUGCGUGUAUCUAUUUUUACGCCGACAAGAGUGUCAGUACGGUGCCAAGGAGUAGAUGUUCGCUGCGCGGGACAUUCGAAGCCGGGGAGGAAGCCGAUGUUAGCUGGAAAAUGGCUAAAGGCGAGAAAGAGACCUAUGUUGGAGUGAUAAUAAAGACAGCAAAGCAAGAGGAAAAGCCGCAAAUAGAACAGUUUACCGAAGAUGUCGGUCUACUCGUGGCGGACAUGAUCAAACGUGGAGAAAACGUUAAAAGCCAAUUACCGGAGCUAUUGAAAAAAAAUCUCCCGGCUCCAACACCAACGGCCGCAUCUGCUCCUGGUAAGAGGGCGCGGAAAAUGACGAAGGUGAUGGAGGAAAGUAAAAAGCAGGCUGAGGAUGAUGGCGAAACCAAAGA
Molecule: messenger RNA, 8162 nt
Organism: Nematostella vectensis (starlet sea anemone)
Lineage: Eukaryota; Metazoa; Cnidaria; Anthozoa; Actiniaria; Edwardsiidae
Product: contactin-associated protein like 5-3
Exons: 3
Coding region: 185-2026 (613 amino acids)
Source: RefSeq, a predicted model, not a curated record